This is a messenger RNA of Salarias fasciatus (jewelled blenny), 812 nucleotides long. Its product is annotated as pancreas transcription factor 1 subunit alpha. Lineage: Eukaryota; Metazoa; Chordata; Actinopteri; Blenniiformes; Blenniidae. Gene Ontology annotation, biological process: developmental process; regulation of transcription by RNA polymerase II. The record is from RefSeq and is a predicted model, not a curated record. Gene Ontology annotation, molecular function: RNA polymerase II transcription regulatory region sequence-specific DNA binding; DNA-binding transcription factor activity, RNA polymerase II-specific; protein dimerization activity.
AUGGACUCCGUGCUGGACCCUUUCUCCGGACUCGACUCUUUCUCCUCCCCUCCCUACUUCGAUGAUGACGAGUUCUUCACGGACCAGUCCUCCAGGGACGGACACCUGGACACCGAGGACCUGUUGGACGAGGACGUGGACUUCCUCACCAGACACUUCCAGGACUAUUACAGCAAAGAGGGCGGCGGCAGGGCGGAGUACGACCUCGGCAACCUGUCCUUCUCCUCCUCCUCCUCCUCCUCCACCUUCUCCUACGGCUGCGCCGACAGCACCUCGGACCUGUCCCCGCACGCCGGGGCCCCGCUGCUGAAGCGCAGGAGGAGGAUGAGGUCCGAGACGGAGAUGCAGCAGCUGCGGCAGGCGGCCAACGUGCGCGAGCGGCGCCGGAUGCAGUCCAUCAACGACGCGUUCGAGGGCCUGCGCUCCCACAUCCCCACGCUGCCCUACGAGAAGCGGCUGUCCAAGGUGGACACGCUGCGCCUCGCCAUCGGGUACAUCAACUUCCUGGCGGAGCUGGUCCAGUCCGACCUGCCCAUCCGGAACUCCAGCAGCGAGACGCACGCGCAGCCCAAGAAGGUCAUCAUCUGCCACCGAGGAACAAGGUCUCCCUCACCCAGCGACCCGGACUUCGGCCUCCCCCCGCUGGCCGGUCACUCCCUGUCCUGGUCGGAUGAGAAGCAGCUCCGGGAGCAGAACAUCAUCAGAACCGCCAAGGUGUGGACCCCAGAAGACCCCCGGAAGCUGCACAACAAAUCGGGACUGACUGACAUUGAAAACGAGCCCCCCUUCGGGUUCGUGGCCUGAAGCAGACA